Molecule: messenger RNA, 712 nt
Organism: Taeniopygia guttata (zebra finch)
Lineage: Eukaryota; Metazoa; Chordata; Aves; Passeriformes; Estrildidae
Gene: MED11
Product: mediator complex subunit 11
Biological process (GO): regulation of transcription by RNA polymerase II
Cellular component (GO): mediator complex
Molecular function (GO): transcription coregulator activity
Source: RefSeq, a predicted model, not a curated record
UCCCCGCGCUGCCAUUGGUGGAGGGAAGCGGAAGUGGAGGGAAGAGGAGGCGGAAGCGGCGCGGGCAGCAUGGCGGGGUUCGGGGUGGCCAACGAGCGGCUGCGGGCGCUGGAGGAGCUGGAGCGCGAAAUCGGCGCGUCCCUGCAGAGCGCGGGGCUGGUGAUCCUGGAGCUGUCCAAGGAGAAGCCUCAGGAGCGGCACCUGGACCGUCAGUGCGCCCAGUUCGGGGCCGCCGUGGCCAAGGUGGAGGCGGAGCUCUCGGCCCAGAUCCGCUACCUGACCCAGGUGGCCACGGGGCAGCCCCACGAGGGCUCGAGCUACGCGGCGCGCAAGAGCUGCCAACUGGCGCUGAACCGGCUCGACUACGCCCGGCGGCGCCUGGCCGAGCUGGCACGCGCCUGCGAGCUGAUGCUGGAGCCCUGACACACCUGGGCACACCUGGCACACCUGGGCACACCUGGGGAGAUGGCCGGGACACCGCGGGACACACCUGGAAUGGCCUCGGGACACCAAAAUGUGGAAAAAAUUGGAUUUUAUUGGGGUGGGACACCUUGAAAACAGUGGUAAGAGACUCUGGGCACACCUGGGCACACCUGGGCACUCCUGGGCACACCUGGCACACCUGGGGAGAUCGCCAGGACAGCGUGAGACACACCUGGAAGAGCCUCAGAACGGAAAAAUUGGAUUUUAUUGGGAUUUUAUUGGGAUUUUA